Messenger RNA from Toxorhynchites rutilus septentrionalis, 3134 nucleotides. RefSeq names its product tyrosine 3-monooxygenase (gene ple). Lineage: Eukaryota; Metazoa; Arthropoda; Insecta; Diptera; Culicidae. Gene Ontology annotation, molecular function: iron ion binding; tyrosine 3-monooxygenase activity. The coding region runs from base 400 to 2091 and encodes 563 amino acids. The transcript has 9 exons. Gene Ontology annotation, cellular component: cytoplasm; perikaryon; axon. The record is from RefSeq and is a predicted model, not a curated record. Gene Ontology annotation, biological process: dopamine biosynthetic process from tyrosine.
AUUCAUUGGUUUGCUUGCUUUUUGCAAAGUAUCAGAAGAAGAAUUGUUCGUAAUUUUCGCUCACUCAGGAUCAAAGGAGGAUAAGUCCUAGCCUAGUAGUAACAAAGAAGUUCAAGAGUGUGAAGUGUCGACAAACGAGCUUAAACAGUCACAGCCCGUGGUCAGAAAGUUCCCCAACAGAGGAUAACACCGAAAACCAAGUGUGUGAGACCAUUAGACGCACAAUUCUACUGAGUUCGCAAUUUCGCAAGUGUUUCGUACGAAUCUAGUGAAAGGCGACCGUGCAUACUUUGCAAAAGAACAUUUCGCCCGCCUCGAGUGGUAAACAAACAAUCAAAACCCUAAAAACCGUGCUCAUCUUUGAGUCUUGUACCCAAGAAUCAAACAAUAGAUAGAAAAAUGAUUGCUGCCGCCCAGAAGAACCGCGAAAUGUUCGCCAUCAAGAAGUCAUACAGCAUCGAGAACGGCUACCCAUCCCGCCGCCGUUCCCUUGUUGACGACGCCCGUUUUGAGACCAUCGUUGUCAAGCAGACCAAGCAAACCGUUCUUGACGAGGCCCGAGCAAAGGCCAACGAUUCUAGUUUGGAAAGCUCCGUUCUACAGGCCCAAGAACAGCAUCCACAAGAGAAUGGUGAUAACAUUCAAUUUGACCAGACUGAUAGCCUGGAGGUGGCUGCAGCUGACGAACUUCCCAACAAAGCGGAAGAGAAUGUAUCCAACAAUAAUCAGGAUGAUGAGAAAGACGCCGGCCUAACGGAGGAGGAAGUGGUUUUACAGAACGCUGCUUCCGAGUCACCGGCGGCAGAGAAAGAGAUUGUCCGCGCUGCCGUGGUAGUUCGCCUCCGCGACGGCAUGGGCUCUCUGGGACGUAUUCUGAAGGCGGUGGAGACCUUCCACGGAACCGUCGUCCAUCUGGAGUCGCGUCAAUCGCGCAGCGACGGCGUAAUGUUUGACGUGUUGAUCAAGGUCGACAUGGCCCGCUCAAAUCUGCUGCAGUUGAUCCGCUCGCUGCGGCAGACUUCCUCGUUCGGCAGUGUUAGCCUACUGUCGGAGAACAACGUCAACGUGAAGGCUCCAUGGUUCCCGAAGCACGCCUCUGAGUUGGAUAACUGCAACCACCUCAUGACCAAGUACGAACCGGACUUGGACAUGAACCAUCCAGGAUUCGCCGAUCAGGUGUACCGCGCCCGCAGGAAGGAGAUCGCCGAGAUUGCAUUCAGCUACAAGUACGGUGACCCAAUCCCACACAUCGAUUACACCGACGUUGAGAACAAGACCUGGUCGGCGGUGUUCGGUCGCGUCAAGGAGCUCAUGCAGAAACACGCUUGCGCCGAAUACAUCGCCGUCUUCCAAAAACUGGAGGAGGAGAAGAUCUUCGUCGAGCAACGCAUCCCCCAGCUGCAAGAGAUGAGCGAUUUCCUUCGCAAAAACACAGGAUUUACGCUGCGUCCAGCCGCUGGUCUGCUGACCGCUCGGGACUUCCUGGCUUCGCUCGCGUUCCGUAUCUUCCAGAGUACCCAGUACGUGCGCCACAUCAACUCACCAUACCACACCCCGGAACCCGAUUGCAUCCACGAGCUUCUAGGCCACAUGCCCCUGCUAGCCGACCCAAGCUUCGCUCAAUUCUCGCAGGAAAUUGGAUUAGCCUCGCUGGGAGCAUCGGAUGACGAAAUUGAAAAACUAUCUACGGUCUACUGGUUCACCGUAGAGUUCGGCCUGUGCAAGGAAAACAACGAAAUCAAGGCCUACGGUGCCGGUCUGCUGUCCGCUUACGGCGAGCUGCUGCAUGCCAUCAGCGACAAGCCCGAGCACCGCCCGUUCGAACCGGCCAGCACCGCCGUCCAGCCCUACCAGGACCAAGAGUACCAGCCGAUCUACUAUGUUGCCGAAAGCUUCGAGGAUGCCAAGGAGAAGUUCAGGCGCUGGGUCUCGACCAUGUCCCGCCCGUUCGAGGUGCGCUUCAACCCGCACACCGAACGCGUCGAGGUGCUCGACUCGGUCGACAAGCUGGAAACCCUCGUGUCACAGCUCAACACCGAAAUCCUGCAUCUGACAAACGCCAUCGCCAAGCUACGACAGCCUUUCUGCUAAAGAAGGGGGGAGAACAAAUUCGAAUUCGUCCGUUGUGUUGUGUGUUGUUCGCGCCCCCGAGUACCCGCUAGCGUUCCGAAACAUGCUACGUUCAUGUGAUCGAGAAAAGUUAGAAAACUCUUGCGCUCGAGCGCGUCCGCCACCCACCACCCGCACCCGAAGGAGAAUACUUUCAUCAUUAUUAUUUUUUUACUUAAUACAACGUAAACUAACGCGACCAAACAGCCAAAAACUGCAACAGGACAAAACAGUAUUCAGCUAUACUCUAACCUCUUCAAACACACACACGCACCUCCUAGGACGCUAGGAACACACAUAUGCACAGUUUCCGCUCUGCCAUCGCAGCAGAGCACUGCUUUCGUUCAUAUUAUCCGGAGAAUAUGAACGUAUCUACGAAGCGUGACCAACCCUAGCCCAACUCCCCCUCACCCCCAAACACCAUGCUUGCUGGUGGCGGGGGAGAGGCUGGGGCGUCGAAACACUUUCAGGCCUAACUUUUGGAAUUCGAACAAAAUUUCGCGUUCUGAGUGUUAACCGAAACCCGGCGAAACAGCGAAAUUUGGACCAAGGUUCCAAGAGGUACUGUCCUCUCCAAAAUGCGGCCCUUGCCCUGUAAACUAUUCCCCUUAUUGUACAUCAUGUAUUGAAGAGUAGGAGUAAUGUUUAAUAUCUAUUUUUUUAUUUAAAGAUCGUAAUUUAAGUAUUAAUUACUAUUUAAAUUAGCGUAAUCUUAAAUUAUUUCAUUUUAAACUUUUGUUUUGAGCUAGAAAAGUGUUGCAGUUUGUUCUCUCGCACCUUAGAGUGUGCAACACUAGAGGCGGUGGUGAAAGGGGAGAGCGAAAACGUCAGGGAAAAGUUACCACUGUGCCAGAAUUCUUGACUAGGGGGAAGGAUACAUCUCUCCAUUAUACUGCCCGGGAUACAUCCCACCGCAGCACCACCGGGGAAGAAGCCCUCUUGAAGCCUGAUCACGGAAGAGUGACUGCUUUUGUGACACGAAACACAAUUCAAGGCCCGGGAGGGAGAGUUCCCUUGCAGUCGGC